Rhipicephalus sanguineus (brown dog tick) is the source of this 2458-nucleotide messenger RNA. RefSeq lists its product as uncharacterized. Bases 1036 to 2214 code for a protein of 392 amino acids. The transcript has a single exon. Lineage: Eukaryota; Metazoa; Arthropoda; Arachnida; Ixodida; Ixodidae. The record is from RefSeq and is a predicted model, not a curated record.
CAGAAUCAAGAAACGUACAGGCGAAGAAAAGGCAAAAAUGGGGCUCACUCCCAAAGGCUUUCAUACAGGCUUAAGCUGCGAACAGCGCAAGCGAAAAGGAGUCGCCUGAGUGUCCUGCAGGCUAAAUCACUCAUGAAGCAAAUGAAAGAAAAGAAUGCACGGAAUGAUUCUGCAGCAUUUGAAGAAGCGGUGAAAGCCCUACCCAUGAAGCAACAGCAACAAGUCAAGGCGUGCUUUGCAGCGGCAAAGAGAAAAUCCACGAAAGGAAUGAAGUACGAAAGUGAAUGGGCUCUAGAGUGCCUGAUUAUGUGCAUGAAAAGCCCCCGCCUCUAUGAGCACAUACGCAAAAACAACAUCAUGGCGUUGCCAUCUCGAACAUCACUGCGUCGAUAUCUCAAGCGUUACAGGAGUGGGUUCGGCCUGAGCGAAAAAACGUUUGCUGCUGUAGCGGAAAAAACAAAAUCUAUGGACUUGUUCCAGCGCCAUGGUGGACUGUUAAUUGAUGAGAUUAAGCUAUCCGAACACUUGAGCUUGGGACCCGAUGCCACCAUCGAAGGUUUUGUGGACCUUGGGAAGUUCACGCCAGAGAGUGAGCGCUCCGUAGCAUGCGACCAUGGCCUUGUAGUGUUGUUCGUGCCUUUUACAGGCACGUGGCACCAGAUUAUUGGUGUGUUCGCAUCACGGAGCAAUGUGAAGUCCGAGACGUUAGGAAAAAUAAUCCUCGAAUCAGUGGUCAUGUGCGAAAACGCCGGUCUGCACGUCGACUUUAUCACCACUGAUGGAGCUGCGUGGAACAGAAGUAUGUGGCACUCAUUCGGCAUACACGGCACGAAAGAAAACACAGUCUGUAGAAGGCAACACCCUACAGACCCAGAACGUUUUCUGCACUUCAUCUCGGACUUCCCACACCUUGUUAAAUGUGUGAGGAAUACUUUUGUUUGAACGGGCGUGAAACUGCCAGAAGGCCAUGCCAGUGUUGACCCCAUUGACUGCGCCCGGAAGCUUGAUGAACAGCAUGACACGACUCUCAAAGCCAUGCCUCAUAUUAGCAAAUCGGUCGUGCAUCCCAAUGGCUUUGAGAAAAUGAGGGUAAAUUUAGCAGUGCGGCUUUACAGUGAUGAAGUCCUCAGAGGCCUUUUCUUGUACAAUGCAAUCAUCGAAGAAAAGCAUGGGAGCACGGCGGCGACUGUCAGCUUUGUGGAAAGAAUGAGAAGGCUCAUUGAGGCCAUGACUUCAAGGUGCAGCUCAGGUGCACUUAAGCCUGGAGGGACGCAAGAGAAGUGCAUUCAAAACUUCUUGGCUUACCUGGACGACUGGGAAACAGCUGCUGGCUCCGGAGGUUUCCUUAGCCGCAGUACAGCCGAGGGACUUCGUGUUACCUUGUCAAGCACGCUACACCUCCUCCGCUACCUGACGACGAAGUUGAACUUCAGUUAUAUGAUGACAUGCCGCUUGAGUCAGGACCCCCUAGAGAGGCUGUUUGGAAUCGUCCGACAAAUGUCUGGAUGCAAUGAUCAUCCGACUGCCUCCCAGUUCCUCAUCUCGGUCAACACUUUGAGCUUCCAGAAUUUGGCAAAGCCACCGAAAGGAAGCAAUGUGUCCUCAGGACUGCUGAGAAGUCUGCUAGGAGCUGACAACGGAAAGGAUCUCGCUCCUCAGAGGAAGUUAGAUGAGCUUCUCGACGCAGGAAACCUCGCCGAAGCACAUGAAGUACUCAGUGACUACGGCCACGGCACCGAGCAUGCUGACAUGGUCGUGCAAAGCAGCGAUUCCAGACUCAUAUACUACAUGGCUGGCUACGUGGCAAGAAAAAGCAUUGCAAGCACCAAAUGUGCAGAGUGCAGCCAGCAGCUCCUACAAGGCGAGAACGAUUCAUCUCCAGCUGCAGCAUCCCUCACUGCUGCUGUUGACCGAGGAGGCCUGAUGUACCCAUCAGCCAAGCUCAACGCACUCGUGACCACUCUCGAGAACACUUUUACCCACUGCUUCAGUUUGAGAGAAGUCAAACCUGACAGCAUCAUGGACAUGGUUUCCUUCUUGCAGUUAAGGAAGCUUACACUUGUUGGCUGCCCUGACCACUGUAUGUCCCUCACGAACAAAAUUAUCAAGUUUUAUGUGCUUUCUAGGCUCCACUUUCAUGUCAAGGCCCAAAACAGCAAGCGAAACGCUAAACAGGAAAGAAUAAAGUUGCUAAAGCUUAGACGCGUGCUCUGAGUUUGAUAUUGUACGUAACUCUAAGCUCGAUUGAUUUUUUUUUUACCUAGUGGAAAGUGAUUGUAUGUCUCUGAUUACUUAGUGCCAAACGAUGCACUGUCUGCGUGCAAUGUUUCAUUGUUUUUAACUACACACGAGCAUAUGUAAAUGUGCGUAUUUCUUUUUUCAUUAUUUUACCCUGUAUUCCAUGAUGUGCAAUAGCUCUUACUAACAACAUGAUGUGCAAUAAAUAUUUACUAUGUUU